AUUGAAACCGGAAGUGUGUACUUGUGUAGCGGCAGAAGCUAGUUAUUUAAAUCCUCUCCUUUUCGUAUUGGUUACAUUUUGCCAGUUAUUCGGUAGUAGCAAACCCGUCAGCUGGAUAUAAGUUUCUUUUACAACAUCGAGCUAAAACCUUUAAACAUCUGAUAUUUUUGUCGCUUUACCCAAACAACUUUAGCUAACUGCUGCUAGUUUACCCUAAAGUCCCUUAAGUUUACCCCCCAGCUUUAGCAUCAACACAGCUGUGUUGGUCCGAAAACCCAAAACAACUUUUUAACGUUUGGAUUUAAUUAUCGAACAUUUACAGAAGAAGAUUUAACCGUUGGCAAAAUCAGAUUUAUUUUUUUAUUUUUUAUUUUUUGUGUGGGGAUUUACAAACUUUGUGCCAGUUAUUUCCUUUGAAAUAACCACAUAAUGGAUAAAACCGUCGCUUUAAACACAGCUGAUGGAGAAACUGUCGACGCCAUGUCGGAUUCGGAUAAAUGCUACAUCUGCCUGAGUCCCCUUGAGAAGCAAACAGUGGGAUCUUUGGAUAAAUGUCCACACUUCUUUUGUUUUGAAUGCAUCUGCCAGUGGUCUCAGACAGCCAACACCUGCCCUGUGGAUCGGAUCAGUUUUGCUUAUAUCCAUCAGAGACGGUGUCCUGGAGGGGACAUUCAGAAGAAGAUCAAAGUGACGCCCCGCAGAACGGAGCAGGAUGAGCCUGAAGUGGACUGGAGAAGCGUUGUGAUCUGUGAGGAAUGUGGGCGGAGCGGCCGCAGGGACCGACUGCUGGUUUGCAGACAAUGUGACUCUGGGUACCACCUGGGCUGCUUGUCUCCACCUCUAAACUCUGUCCCUGAAGGAGACUGGGUGUGUCCUGACUGCGAGGUCACUCCUCAGAACGCAGACAGCUCUUUGGCAGAGGAGGAAGACAUAAGCGAUGGAGAAGUCACAGACCUCCUCGCCGACGUGGACCAAACUCCGUCUACAAGCGGCCGCCUCCGGCCCUCGACCGUGAAUCGUCCCAGCAGCUUCCCAGAAAGACGGCGGAGCGCGAGGAUCCAGAGCAGAGGAGGAAGCGCCGCUCCAUACCCGCGUCCACAGACCUUCUGGCAUGUUCCUAAAUGCCUGAUACGUGCAUCCAGGCCAGCAGUAACGGCUGAAGGAUCUGAUGUCCCUGGUGUCAAAGGUUCUUCAGACAAGAAGAAAAGAAAAAGAAGAAAGCACGUAGCUUGAAGAACCAAGGAGCUGAGGAGGUUUUUCUGAACAUUAGAUGCCUGGAAAA
This is a messenger RNA of Fundulus heteroclitus (mummichog), 1282 nucleotides long. Its product is annotated as PHD and RING finger domain-containing protein 1. The coding region runs from base 430 to 1233 and encodes 267 amino acids. Lineage: Eukaryota; Metazoa; Chordata; Actinopteri; Cyprinodontiformes; Fundulidae. The transcript is spliced from 7 exons. The record is from RefSeq and is a predicted model, not a curated record.